AUGACCGUCUCUUGGCUUUUCGUCGUCUUUUGCGUGGCCACCGCGACAGCAGCGACAGCGCUCUACGAUCGAAAUUUGGCGUACUGGUCUCCGUAUGCGGACCACCCACAGCUUGCGGUAAACACCAAGGCACUCGAAGCGCACCAUCUGAAAGAGUUCCAACGGCGACAAACUACAGAAAACAAGUUCGACGACAACCACUAUCCGACGUUCUAUGGCGCUCAUUUUGGGACUAGCCCAACGGUUUGGAGCGGAGGCAUCAACUUCACACACUCGGUGGCCAGCGGCGACCCUUUCGACACCUCUGUCCUCAUCUGGACCCGCGCCUUUCCCCUCGGCGCUGGGCCAGACCAAAGCGUGCCAGUUUGCGUCUCGUAUGACGUAUUCUCCUCGCCAGGGAUGCAGGGGAAGCCAGUCCAGUCAGACCAAGCCUUCACCAGCUGGGACGUGGACUUCACCGUCAAGUUCGAAGUCAAGGGCCUCAAGCCAGACACCCAGUAUUCCUAUGUGUUCUCCGACUGCACCAACCCAGCGACAACCAGCCCGGUUGGGAAAACACGAACUCUCCCCAGCCCAAACACACCCGCCAAUACAGUCAACGGUGGCAAGCCUCUGACGUUGGCAGUGUUUUCAUGCUCUCAAUUCCAGACUGGAUGGUUCAAUGCUUAUGGAGUUGCCGCGCACAACACCUCGGCGGACAUCUUCGUCCAUCUCGGCGACUACAUCUACGAGAGCGUUGGAAAUGGUGCUGCCAUUGGCCGAGCGGUUCUAGGAAGGGAGCUUGCAACCAUCCACGACUACCGGCAGCGCUAUGCCCAAUAUCGGACUGAUAGCAGCCUGCUCGCCGCACAUCUGAACGCGCCGUGGAUUAAUGUUUGGGUAUAUUACUACCAAUCUAAUCAAGUUCUGAAGCUGAAGAUUGCCUCCAACUCUAGGAUGAUCACGAGUCUACAGGUGGCCGACAACACAUGGAAGGCCGGCUCGACCAACUCCAACGACAGUUCAGCCGGCUGUGCCUUUUCUGCGUCAGGGGCCUGCUUCACCGACCGCAAGCUCGCCGCCGUCCGUGCCUACCACGAGUGGAUCCCCGUUCGUCAAGUCGAGACCACCGACCUCUUGCGCAUCUGGCGCAACUUCCAGAUCGGGAAGCUUCUGGAUCUGACCAUGCUGGACACGCGUCAAUAUGACCGAGAUGUUACUGACGUUGACUAUAACCAUGUCAUUGCGUCCUUGGCGGAUAUUCCCGACCGUUCACUCAUGGGUGCCGCCCAGGAAAAAUGGUUCUCAGAUACCCUCAUCGAGUCUCAAAACCGCGGGGCUAUUUGGAGGAUCGUCGGUCAACAAAUCGUGUUCACCCAAAUUCUGCUGAACGGCGUGUUCGCCGAUCUGGACGACUGGGACGGGUACCGCAUGAACCGCCAGCGCAUCCUGGACCACCUGCACGCGAAUAAAAUCAGGAACACCAUCAUCCUCUCGGGCGACAGCCACGCCAACUGGGUCUCCGAUCUCGCGCACCCCAACGACACAACGACAUACGACCCCGUGACUGGCAAAGGCUCCAUCGCUGUCGAGUUCGCAGGGACCGCUGUGACCUCGCCGUCCCCAUUCGGUGCUGGUAUGUUUACUAAUACUACCUCACACACCACUUACCCAAAAUCACCCAGGCGCCACGCCAGCCCAGACCAACCCGAUCUCUGCGCUGAUCGUCGCCCAGAACCCCGACAUUCCUUCCGCGGAUUCUUCACGCUGACCAUCGACACGAAGCAAGCCAAUGCGACCUACUAUGCCAUGUCCAACGUUGGGACACCAAACCUGGGCUCAUUUGUUAGUGCUACAUUCACGGUCAAUGCUGGUGAAGAUCGGUUGGCUCGACCAGUCGCAGGCGGAGUUGUCGCGGCUGGAGUACUCAAGAAUGGAUCUUAG
Molecule: messenger RNA, 1923 nt
Organism: Mycena indigotica
Lineage: Eukaryota; Fungi; Basidiomycota; Agaricomycetes; Agaricales; Mycenaceae
Product: Alkaline phosphatase D
Exons: 18
Coding region: 1-1923 (640 amino acids)
Source: RefSeq, a predicted model, not a curated record